Porites lobata is the source of this 916-nucleotide messenger RNA. The record is from the annotation of a GenBank genome assembly. Lineage: Eukaryota; Metazoa; Cnidaria; Anthozoa; Scleractinia; Poritidae.
AUGGAGAUUCACUUUCUUGGUACUGGAUCUUGUUAUCCAGCUCCGUAUCGGGGAGCAUCGUGCGUAAUUCUGAGACAUGAGACAGGCUGUUGGAUGUUUGACUGUGGAGAAGGAAGCCAAACUCAGCUCAUGAAAAGUGCAAUUAAACCAGGGAAAAUCAACAAGAUAUUUAUUACACAUCUCCAUGGAGAUCAUUUGUUUGGCCUACCUGGUUUGCUAUGCACAAUGGGGAUUAACUCUACUGAAAACCGAGAGCCCAUUGAAAUUUACGGACCAGUUGGUCUUAGGAAAUAUUUAAGGGUGUCUUUGGAACUGUCCCAAUCACUGCUUGGUUUCAGAUACUCAGUAAACGAACUUCAAUGUUUAACUCCAGGUAAGAGAAAGUAAGAGCUGUAAGAGCUAGUCAAGUAAAAAGAAAUCAUGCCUGAAACACGGCAUUUCCUGUUCUCAAAGGAAACCAAUGAUUGGCUAUUUAAUAACGACUGUAGCCAUAGGAGUUAAACCAGGGGCUGCCAUGAACAAAUCCAGCUGCAGUUGAGGCAGGGAUUAAACUUGGGUCUCCGGAUUGUAAUUUAAGAACUCUAACUUCUUGACCACACUGACCUCUCCUCCUCCUUUUAUAAUAUGUAAUUAUAAUAAAAAUUAGGAGCUUAACUUUGGAGUACUUUUAGUGAACAAGACCUCUAAAAUUUUUAUGUAACAUUUUGUUGCAGAGUUAACAAUGAAAAGUGCCUCAGAUUGGACAAAUUCUUCCCUUGCAUCAGACAACCUGCACCCGAGCGAAACUACAGGGAGAACUAUCUGUGAAAAUGAAGAUGGUUUAUGGUCGGUUUGUCAAGAAGAAAAUUUAACUGUGUUUGCAGCACCUCUUAAGCAUCGUAUUGAAUGUUUUGGUUAUGUAAUUCAAGAAAAGUAG